CUCGCCACGAACACUGUCGUUUCUCAAUGGCUUCUGAACCUCUCCUCGCAUUCAAAGCCGGGCGCUAUGAGCGUCGUCCAGGAACAAACUCUCUCGAUGCAGUCCCUACUAAAGGUGCUAUCUAUAUGUUUAACGAAGAUGGUCUUUUGCACUUCCAAUGGAGGAAUAGAGAAACGAAUCAAAUAAACGAGGAUUUGAUUUUAUUCUCUCAAGACGCGUCAUUCUCGAAGGUACCCGAAGCCCCUGGUGGGAGGACGUAUGUUCUCAGGUUCAUGUCCUCAAAUCAGAAGCACUUCUUCUGGCUCCAGGAUGCUUCUCCCGCUCGCGACGAAGAGUUUGUCAAUAACGUGAAUGCACUUCUGGAGGAUCCGGAGCGACCCUUGACAUGGAAUACCGCGUCUUCCUCAAGUUCGUCAGCUCCCCAGGCUUCGACUUCUCGACAAGGAGCCGCAUCAUCGUCCAUGCCUCCGCUCGAUCCCACGCAACUUGCACAUCUUCGGCAGCUGGUCACUAGUAUGACAUCGGAACCUCCUCCCACCCAGCCGACUGUAUCUCUCCAAGAUGUUCUCACCGUGGAAACCCUUGGACCGCUGUUUACGAACCAUCCAGAUUUGAUUCCCUCGCUCUUCCCUCAUCUUCCAGCAGAUCUACCUAUGCCUCCGUCGGCAGAAGUGUUACAACAAAUUAUUGCAAGUCCUCAGUUCCAGGUGGCUGUGAGGAAUUUUGAUCAGGCUCUCCAUACUGGUCUCCUCGGCGGGCUCGUUCGACAACUUGGGCUUCCUGAAGAGGCUGGGACUGGCGUUGAGGCGUUCUUGCGAGCCGUGCAAGAGCAAGCGCGCCAGGGGGGUGAUAAUAGUAGCGGAUCUGAUUCUAACACACACGAUCAGAUGGAGACAGAUUAGACACAGUCGUUAUAUUGAUGUACUUAGUUCUC
Molecule: messenger RNA, 934 nt
Organism: Fomitiporia mediterranea MF3/22
Lineage: Eukaryota; Fungi; Basidiomycota; Agaricomycetes; Hymenochaetales; Hymenochaetaceae
Product: adhesion regulating molecule
Exons: 6
Coding region: 27-902 (291 amino acids)
Biological process (GO): ubiquitin-dependent protein catabolic process
Cellular component (GO): proteasome regulatory particle, lid subcomplex; cytoplasm; nucleus
Molecular function (GO): proteasome binding; ubiquitin binding; endopeptidase activator activity
Source: RefSeq, a predicted model, not a curated record